Messenger RNA from Meloidogyne enterolobii, 463 nucleotides. The record is from the annotation of a GenBank genome assembly. Lineage: Eukaryota; Metazoa; Nematoda; Chromadorea; Rhabditida; Meloidogynidae.
UUAAAGUAUGAAAACGUAGGGAUGAUAGUUAAUUUUGUUUAUGGGGGAGUUAAUUUUGUUUAUGGGUGUUUAUGGGGCGCUUAUCAUCUAAUGACAAUGUUUUUCUCGCUUUUCUCAACAACAAAUAGAAUUUUUACAUUUUUAGUUAAAAGACUAAAAAUAUUAAAUGUCCGCGCAACAAUUUUCUUCUUCUCCCUCCCCUUCCCCAACAUUCUUUACUAGCACAUCCUUGCCAAUCUUAUGCCUCAUUGAUUGGCACUCGCCAAAGUGCCGAGAACAGCAUUAUCAAAUUCCUGCUCCUAAAUUUGUCUCGGCACAAUUUUUGCCUUUAAGUGAAUCAAAUGAAGAAGAUAAUGAUUAUUUAAAUAAGAAAAAUGGUAAAUUAAAAAAUAAAUUUUUGUGGAUAUUUUUAUUAUUUUUUUGGUAUUUUUUAUUUUUAAUUUUGUUUGAAUUACAUACAUAA